This is a messenger RNA of Aspergillus steynii IBT 23096, 2297 nucleotides long. RefSeq names its product fungal specific transcription factor domain-containing protein. The coding region runs from base 112 to 2094 and encodes 660 amino acids. The transcript is spliced from 8 exons. NCBI's taxonomy places the organism in Eukaryota, Fungi, Ascomycota, Eurotiomycetes, Eurotiales, Aspergillaceae. The record is from RefSeq and is a predicted model, not a curated record.
CGACACAAUCGCGAUAAUGACUAGCUGACGGUGGUGGUAAUUCAUUCUGGUAAUUCCUGGGUCCCGCACACUGGCUAGUGACAUACCACGUCGAGUGCUGUGGCCUCUUGCAUGUCCACCAUGGCCCACGCAGAACACAACGAAUUGAAUGGCUCUCUCAAGCGUCGGCGCUCCAAUCCGGGCUCAAUUUCUCAGCCCCAUGCAGAUCAAUCGUCGGGAGUAGCGAGUGCAAGAUCCGUGGACUCAGAUAUACAAAGAUGCAUCGAUCGGAUAAACAGACUUAAUGCGCUUGUUUCUGAUAAUAACGAGGAUGGUGAGGAAGCAGAGCUUGACGAGCGAAAUAUUGAAGAUGGGAACUUUGACUUCCCACUGCUUCUUGCCUCAGGAUGGGCCAAUCGAAGUGUUCAGCCGACGAUCCUGCAGAAGGUCUCUGAAAUGAUGCGAGAAAUGGACCCCAGUCGCGCUUUAUUCGAGUCUGAUAUCCAGGAAACACUGCCAAAGGCAAAAUCGUCAACCCGCUUACCGCCAUAUGAAGAAACUCGAAAUCUAAUUGAUGGUUACCUACGACAUUUUAAUGCGAUAUUUCCCAUAUUUCAAGACAAUGAAUUAAGAAGGCUUAUCUCACGGCUGUACACGCAGCAGGAAGUGCUGGACUCGGGCUCGAGAGCUUCGGGAUAUGCGGUGAUUGCAGUGGCAUACAAAUUACAGUUAUGGGCUACUGCAAACAAUAACAAGGUAGCUGCUGCUGCCUGGACGUAUUUCAACGCAGCAAUGCGACUUCUACCAGAGAUAUCGGUAAUAGGAAAUAAUGCAGAAAGCAACUUCAGAAACAUCCAAGGCUUGACUAUAAUGUCGAUAUUUUUACAAGGGGCAAUGCAAUUCAACGAUGCCCCCAAGCUUCUAGGGAAUGCAAUUCGCCAAGCCAGUGUUUUUGGGUCGACUCAGAAUAACUUGCCCAAAGGCGUGUGCCCUGUGGAAGUCCAGAAAACACGCCGGGUUUUGUAUGUUUUGGACAAAGAAUUUUCUCUGCAUUCAGGUCUACCACCGAUGACGAGAAUGAGUUACCAAGGAGCUGAUUGUCUUCAAUGUGGGGACAAAGACGCAGGUAGUGUUCUACCACACCUUUCCUCACUGGCGGCAAUUGAAGAGGAGAUAUACGAGGAGCUUUAUUCGGCGACAGCUCAAAAUAAGCCCGGGGUGGAGCUUCUCGAUGCUUCCUUCGACUUGGAAGGAAAGCUUAGAGCGUGGGAAAAUGGAUUACCAUACAAUAUAAGAAACGACGAUGGAUUCUCACGAUCUACUGAAUCCAUUCUCCUAUCACUCAUGCUCGAAAACUGCCUCAUCACUAUUCACCGAUUGCCGGCCAUUCAUUGCCCAAGUACCGGACUUUAUUCGCGUCAUGCCGGCACGAAUUCUGAAAUUGCCAGUCGCAUUGAGUUAGCAAAGAAAAAGCGCACAGAAGCGGCUCUUUCAGGUAUUCGGACAGUGCAGAAAUUACGAACAGCUGGCCUCUGGCCUUUUUGGCUUCUACCGUCCCCUAUAAUCGUUAGCCUCAUCCUUCUUCUCACAACCAUUAUAUACGAUCCAGAGACUUCGUCCAGCAGUCAAAUCAUCGAUGGCAUCGAUGCAGGAGUGCGAUUUAUCCAAUGUCUGAACGAUAGGUCCUGUGGAGAGUUCAGCCAAAUGGUCCGAAUAGCAACAGGGACUGCGAGUAUAGCACGCAAGCUUCAGCAGAAAAGUAAAGAUGAUAUUACAGCUCGCAAAGUCGCCCAAGUAGCACUCGAAAAUGCCAUGAUGGAGCUUCGUCGUGGUAUGCGACCGAGGAAUCGAAAUCCGCGUUUCAAAACACCAUCAUCGCCUUUUAUCGGCGCUGAGAGCCCAUAUCACAGCAUUCCUGCUCCGGAAGACUUGCUGUAUGACCCAUUAAAAGACGGAUUUUCUGAAACUUCCACGGCAACAGUUCCAUUGAAUCCAUGGGAGUCGCUUUCAUGGAUUGGCGAAUCGGGUCCAUCAAUCAGCGCUUCUGAAUGGGUUACGGGCGACGGUGUUGAUUUGGCACCAUCAACCCCAAUUAUCUGGGAUAGCUUUAUGUGAGGCACUCCGUCGUUUUUCGCAACGUGUAAGGGAUCAUGCGACUUGCUUUUAUUCGUCGACGGGAUCGACGAAGUUGGAAAAGGGCUCGCAUAUAUCGGGGCAUUUUGAAUCAGCCCUGUCAAAACUAUGCUGCUCCUGCGUAUUUAGCUGUCCCAAACGGAAAGAUAGAAGCUUUAAAGCUUUUAUUACCGCGGACAUCCAAC